This is a messenger RNA of Acomys russatus (golden spiny mouse), 2293 nucleotides long. RefSeq names its product MAGE family member E2 (gene Magee2). Gene Ontology annotation, biological process: negative regulation of transcription by RNA polymerase II. Gene Ontology annotation, cellular component: nucleus. Lineage: Eukaryota; Metazoa; Chordata; Mammalia; Rodentia; Muridae. The coding region runs from base 222 to 1793 and encodes 523 amino acids. The record is from RefSeq and is a predicted model, not a curated record. The transcript has a single exon.
CUGCGUAGGCUGCGGCAAAGCAAACUGCUCUUAGGCUUUUGCUCAUUGCUGGCUAUAGCUUGUGUAAAAAGAUCACCUUUCUUACCAGCUCUCACUUUCGAUCCUCACAGCUCCCGGGUAUCGGAGCACAGGCUUCGGCUCUGUGCCGAGGCAUCAACACACCUCAGAUCCUCUCCGACGGAUCGCUGACCUCCGAGUUCGCGUUCCUGUCUGCUGGAACCAUGUCUCUGGUAAGCCAGAAUGCGCUCCACGGCAGCGCAGAGACCACUGCAGACUACAGCGAUGGCCGGGGUGAAAUGCAGGCUACUAAUGCCUCUGGGGCCCCCACCUCCAUGCUAGUCCCCGAGGCUCCUCAGGGCCUUGAGAUUCCAAACGACCCACAGGGUGCCAGCGCUCCCCAGGCUGCGCAGGACCCGAAUGACAUCGAGGGUCUCAUCGACGAGCAGUCCCGACGUUUGGGGGCGCUCAGGGUCCACGACCCUCUAGAAGACAGGUCGGUGGCUUUGGUGAAUUUCAUGCGCAUGAAAAGUCAAAGCGAGGGGUCUAUCCAGCAGUCCGACAUGCUGGAGUUUCUCAAAGAAUACUCAGAUCAGUUCCCUGAGAUACUCAGACGCGCCUCGGCUCACCUGGAUAGGGUCUUUGGGUUGAAUCUCAGAGUUCUUGAUCCUCAGACUGACACUUACACCCUAAUUAGCAAACCGGGUCCCCAGACCACUGAACGGCUAGCAGAGACCCUGGACAUACCAAAAGCAGGUCUCUUGGCCUUGGUCUUAGGCCACAUCCUCUUGAAUGGCAACAGAGCGAGAGAGGCCUCCAUUUGGGACUUGCUGUUAAAGGUAGAUGUGAUGGAUGAGCCUCAGAGGAUCAACAAUCUCUUUGGGAACACAAGAAACCUCCUCACUACUGACUUUGUUCGAAUGCGAUUUUUGGAGUACUGGCCAGUAUAUGGCACCAAUCCCCUCGAGUUUGAGUUCCUGUGGGGCUCUAGAGCCCACAGAGAAAUCACAAAGAUGGAAGCUCUCAAGUUUGUAGCAGAGGCCCAUGAUGAAGAACCCUGGAGCUGGCCGGAAGAAUAUAACAAGGCUCUAGAAGCUGACAAAGCCAAAGAGAGAAGCCAGGCUGCUGGCUUAGAGUUCUGGUCAGAGGACACUAUGAAUGAUAAAGCAAAUGAUUUGGUCCAGUUGGCCAUUAAUGUCACUGAGGAGUUGCUGCCCAUACAUCAGGAUGAGCUAUUGGCUCACACUGGCAAAGAGUUCGAGGAUGUGUUCCCAAAUAUCCUCAGCAGAGCCACUCUGAUCCUUGAUCUGUUUUAUGGCUUCUCUCUGAUUGAGGUUGAUACCAGUGAGCACAUCUACCUCCUUGUCCAGCAACCAGAAUCGGAAGAAGAGCAAGUAAUGCUAGAGAGCCUAGGCAGACCCACCCAAGAAUAUGUGAUGCCGAUCCUGGGUCUGAUCUUCCUGAUGGGCAACCGUGCCAAAGAGGCCAGCAUCUGGAACUUACUCCGGAGAUUUAGUGUGGAUGUCGGGAGGAAGCAUGCCAUCACCUGUAAGCUUAUGAGACAACGCUACCUGGAAUGCAGGCCACUCUCCUACUCUAAUCCAGUUGAAUAUGAGCUGCUUUGGGGUCCUCGGGCUCACCUGGAAAUCACCAAAAUGAAAGCGUUGGAGUACAUGGCUAGGCUCUACAGAAAGCGGCCACAGGACUGGCCAGAGCAAUACAGGGAGGCUGUGGAAGACGAGGAGGCCAGGGCCAGAUCUGAGGCCACUGCCAUGUUCUUUUUUGGGUCCAUGUGAAGUCUGGUGUUUCACUUUAGUUGAGUGGCAUCAGUUAAAAUGGCCUUUGGGAAAGGGGCACUAGUGUCCUACAUCAGAAGUUGGGAGGGUUGGGGUAAAGAGUACACCUUGUGCUUAUUGUGUUCCAAUCCUAAUAGUAUUUCUUUCCUUCUAAUAUACUCUUUAAUUGUCUUCAUGAUCAGUGUUUAUAAAUGAAAUUGCUCAUUUUCUUUUCCUGUCCUGUUUCAGUAUAAAUGUUCAGAUAACUGUGUAAAAAUGUGUUGGUAAUAUUUACAUAUUUGAAAUAACCAGUAAAAUAAGCUAAAUAACAGUAACAAUACACAUGCACACACGUACAUAAACACACCCCAAAUACAAAGCCACUUAUUUGUGGUUGCCCUCCCUUUGAGUCUAUUAUUGUGUUAACAAACUAACCAAAACCAAAAGAUUGCCACUUACCUGUAUGUAAUUUGCUGUUGCAGAGUGUAAUAAAAAUAAAUAAAAGUGUAAUGAAUGAGAUG